AUGGAUAGGAACGACCCGGAGCUCCGGUACUUGUCGGUGGACCGGAACAGCUUCAAUGACCCGGCUACGCAGGCGGAAUGGACUCAGAAACGAUUAGUGUGGGUGCCCCAUGAGACCCAGGGUUUCGUAGCGGCAGGAAUAAAGGGAGAACGGGGAGAUGAAGUCGAGGUGGAAAUAGCGGAGUCUGGCAAGCGAAUGCUGGUGCCUAUAGAUGAUAUCCAAAAGAUGAAUCCACCGAAAUUUGACAAAGUGGAGGACAUGGCGGAGUUGACCUGCCUCAACGAGGCUUCCGUGCUGCAUAACAUCAAGGACAGAUAUUAUUCUGGCCUAAUUUAUACAUAUUCGGGGCUCUUCUGCGUGGUGGUGAACCCGUACAAGAAGCUGCCGAUCUACACGGAGAAGAUCAUGGAGCGCUACAAAGGCAUCAAGCGGCACGAGGUGCCGCCACACGUGUUCGCCAUCACCGACACCGCAUACCGUUCGAUGCUGCAAGACCGUGAGGACCAGUCGAUCCUCUGUACGGGUGAAUCGGGCGCUGGCAAGACAGAGAACACCAAAAAGGUCAUACAGUAUUUGGCGUACGUCGCCGCAUCCAAACCCAAAGGAUCAGGAGCGGGACCGUCGCCGCAAUUGAUUAUAGGCGAGCUGGAACAACAGUUGCUGCAAGCUAAUCCAAUUCUGGAGGCUUUCGGUAAUGCGAAGACAGUCAAAAACGACAACUCCUCGAGAUUUGGUAAAUUUAUAAGAAUCAACUUCGACGCAUCGGGAUACAUAGCCGGCGCGAAUAUAGAGACGUACUUACUGGAGAAGUCGAGAGCGAUCAGGCAGGCGAAGGACGAACGAACAUUCCACAUUUUCUACCAGCUCCUCGUCGGCGCCACACCUCAACAGAAAGCUGAGUACAUUCUAGAAGACCCCAAGAACUACCCGUUCUUGACCAAUGGCUCGCUACCGGUCCCCGGUAUCGACGACGCGGCGGAGUUCCAGGCGACCAUCAAGUCCAUGAAUAUCAUGGGGAUGAAUAUGGAGGAUUUCAACUCUAUCUUCAGGAUAGUGUCCGCCGUGCUACUGUUUGGUUCAAUGCAAUUCAAACAAGAAAGGAACUCGGACCAAGCGACGUUGCCUGACAACACGGUGGCGCAGAAGAUCGCGCAUCUGCUUGGUCUUUCCGUGACAGAAAUGACGAAAGCAUUCCUGAAGCCGCGUAUCAAGGUUGGCCGCGACUUCGUGACGAAAGCCCAGACGAAAGAACAGGUCGAGUUCUCGGUGGAAGCGAUAGGCAAGGCUUGCUACGAACGACUGUUCAGGUGGCUGGUGAACAGAAUCAAUAGGUCUCUCGACAGAACGAAGAGACAAGGCGCUUCGUUUAUAGGAAUUCUGGAUAUGGCAGGUUUUGAAAUCUUCGAGCUGAACUCAUUCGAACAGCUGUGUAUAAACUACACGAACGAAAAACUGCAGCAACUCUUCAACCACACCAUGUUCAUCCUAGAACAGGAAGAGUACCAGAGGGAAGGUAUCGAAUGGAAAUUCAUCGAUUUUGGACUGGAUCUGCAGCCGACGAUCGAUCUUAUUGACAAGCCAAUGGGUAUCAUGGCCCUCUUAGACGAAGAAUGCUGGUUUCCCAAGGCUACGGACAAGAGCUUUGUAGAAAAACUCGUGUCGGCACACUCCGUACAUCCGAAGUUCAUGAAGACCGACUUCAGGGGAGUCGCCGACUUUGCUAUUAUUCACUAUGCCGGCAAAGUCGAUUACUCGGCAUCGCAAUGGCUGAUGAAGAACAUGGAUCCACUGAACGAGAAUGUGGUCUCUCUUCUCCAAUCGUCUCAGGAUCCAUUCGUGUGCCACAUUUGGAAGGACGCUGAGAUAGUCGGAAUGGCACAGCAAGCGAUGACCGAUACACAGUUCGGUGCGCGAACAAGGAAGGGCAUGUUCAGAACCGUCUCCCAAUUGUACAAGGAACAGUUAACGAAGCUGAUGGCGACCCUGAGGAACACAAAUCCAAACUUCGUCAGAUGCAUUAUUCCCAACCACGAGAAGAAGGCCGGCAAAAUCGAAGCGCCUUUGGUGCUAGACCAGCUAAGAUGUAAUGGUGUGCUUGAAGGUAUCAGAAUAUGCAGACAGGGCUUCCCUAACAGGAUACCCUUCCAGGAGUUCAGGCAGCGGUACGAGCUGCUCACGCCUAAUAUCAUUCCCAAAGGAUUUAUGGACGGGAAGAAAGCUUGCGAGCAAAUGAUCGAAGCCUUAGAACUCGACCAUAACUUGUACCGUGUUGGACAGUCCAAGAUCUUCUUCAGAGCGGGAGUCUUGGCGCAUUUAGAGGAGGAGAGAGAUUACAAGAUUACGGACCUGAUCGUGAACUUCCAGGCGUUCUGUCGCGGUUACCUCGCCAGAAGGAACUACCAGAAGCGUCUUCAGCAGUUGAACGCUAUAAGGAUUAUCCAGAGGAACUGUGCUGCGUACCUAAAACUCAGGAAUUGGCAAUGGUGGAGGCUGUACAUAAAAGUGAAACCUUUGCUAGAAGUAACGAAGCAAGAAGAGAAACUAACCCAGAAGGAAGAUGAACUCCGCCAGAUUAGGGACAAGUUAGAAACACAGAUGAAGCGAUGCCAAGAGUACGAGCAGAAGUACCAGCAAGCCAACCAGGAGAAGACGCAGCUCGCCGAACAGCUGCAGGCGGAGCUGGAGCUGUGUGCAGAGGCCGAAGAGAGCAGAGCUCGAGCCGCUGCACGCAAGCAGGAACUCGAGGAACUGCUGCAUGAUCUUGAGGGCCGUAUUGAGGAGGAAGAGGAGCGCUGCAACGCACUGCAGCUGGAGAAGAAGCGGCUGCAGCUCAAUAUUCAGGAUUUAGAGGAACAACUGGAAGAAGAGGAAGCAGCCCGCCAAAAGCUGCAGCUGGAGCGCGUGCAGUGCGACGCCAAGCUCAAGAAGCUGGAGGAGGAUCUCGCGCUCAGCGAGGACACCAACCAGAAGCUGAUCAAAGAGAAAAAGAUCUUGGAGGAACGCGCUACGGACUUGUCGCAAGCACUGGCUGAAGAAGAGGAGAAGGCCAAGCACCUCAGCAAACUCAAAGCUAAGCAGGAGUCCGCUAUCGCUGAACUCGAAGAGAAGUUGCUCAAGGACCACCAACUUCGUCAAGAAGUUGACCGCGCGAAGCGGAAGUUGGAAACUGAAUUACAAGAUGUCAAGGAGCAACUUGCAGAGAGGAAAGCGCAAGUUGAGGAAUUGCAGAUAGUCCUUGCGAAGCGCGAGGAGGAGCUGGCGCUGGCGGCGGCGCGAGCGGAUGAGGAGUCAGCAGCGCGCGCGGUCGCGCAGAAGGCGGCGCGCGAGGCGCAGUCGGCGCUGGCUGAUGCGCACGACGACCUGGACGCCGAGCGAAGCGCGCGCGCCAAGGCUGAGAAGCUGCGCCGCGACCUCAACGAGGAGCUCGAGGCGCUCAAGAGCGAGCUGCUCGAUUCGCUCGACACCACCGCCGCCCAACAAGAGCUCCGCUCGAAACGCGAGCAAGAAGUAGCGGUACUGAAGCGAAGCCUAGAGGAAGAAGCGGUGGCACACGAGGCCACGCUAGCCGAACAGCGGCACAAGCACUCCCAGGAGUUGCAGCAGCUCAACGAACAGCAUGAACAGCUCAAAAAGACCAAAGCUGCACUGGAGAAGGCGAAGCAGGCGCUGGAAGCGGAGAACGCGGACCUGGCGACGGAACUGAAGAGUGCGAGUGCGGCGCGUGCAGAUGGCGAGCGUCGUCGGAAGCAGGCCGAAGCACAGCUUGUUGACCUCGCCGCCAAGCUGCAGGAGCUGGAGCGCACCAGGACGGAGACGCAGGAGAAGUGCUCGCGGCUGCAGGCCGAGGCGGAGCAGGCGCUGCAGCAGCUGGAGGCGGCCGAGCUGAAGGCCUCCGCCGCGCUCAAGCAGGCCGCCACCGCGGGCGCGCAGCACGCCGAGGCACAGGCACUUCUGGAAGAGGAAACGAAACAGAAGCUGUCGCUACAGACGCGACUGCGCAAUGUUGAACAGCAGCUGGAACAGGCGCGCGACCAGCUGGAAGAAGAAGAGGAGGCCAAGAAGAACUUGGAGAAGCAGGUGGCAGCACUAACGCAGCAAGUCGCAGACGCGAAGAAGAAGGCGGAGGAAGAGGCGGAAAUAGCAGCAGCUAUAGAAGAGCAGCGCAAGAAGCUGAGCAAGGAUGUGGAAGCUCUGCACCGGCAGAUCGACGAACUGCAGCAAGCCAAUGACAAACUGGACAAGAGCAAAAAGAAAAUCCAAGCAGAGCUGGAAGACACUAACAUAGAGUUGGAAGCUCAGCGCGCCAAGGUGCUAGAACUUGAGAAGAAGCAGAAGAACUUCGAUAAGGUGUUGGCGGAGGAGCGCGCCGUGGCGGAACGCAACGCGGCGGAACGAGACGCAGCGGAGCGCGAUGCGCGCGAUAAGGAGACGCGCGUGCUCAGCCUCACGCGCGAGCUCGACGACGCCGCGGAGAAGGUUGAGGAGUUGGAGCGUUCGAAGCGCGCGCUGCAGGCGGAGCUGGACGAGCUAGCCAACACGCAGGGCACGGCCGACAAGAACGUGCACGAGCUGGAGCGCGCCAAGCGCGCGCUCGAGUCGCAGCUGGCGGAGCUGCGUGCGCAGAACGAGGAGAUCGAGGACGACCUGCAGCUCACCGAGGACGCCAAGCUGCGCCUCGAGGUCAACAUGCAGGCGAUGCGCGCGCAGUUCGAGCGAGAGUUGCAGGCUAAAGAAGAGCAAGGCGAGGAGAAGCGUCGCGGCAUUGUGAAACAGUUACGCGACCUGGAAGCGGAGCUGGAGGAGGAACGCAAGACGCGGGCUGCCGCUAUUGCACAGCGUAAAAAGCUGGAGUCGGAUCUUAAGGACUCCGAGCAGGCCUUGCACCUUGCUAAUAAGGUGAAGGAGGACGCGGCGAAGCAGGUGAAGAAGCUGCAGCAGCAGCUGAAGGAAGCGGCACGCGAGGCGGAGGAGGCGCGCGCGGGGCGCGAGGAGGCUGCGGCGGCGGCGCGCGACGCCGAGCGCCGCGGCAAGGCGCUGGAGGCGGCCGCCGCGCAGCACGCCGAGGAGCUGGCCGCCGCCGAGCGCGCGCGCCGCCACGCGGAGGCCGAGCGCGACGACCUGCUCGACGAGCUUGCUGCGCACGCCGCCAAGAACACGAGCCUAGUAGACGAGAAGAAGCGGCUCGAAGCCAGGAUAUCGGCGCUUGAGGAGGACCUGGACGAAGAACAAUCCAACAACGAGAUACUUAACGACCGGUUGCGAAAGUCACAGAACCAAAUCGACCAACUGACGAUGGAGCUGGGCACGGAAAAGGCCGCCACUCAGAAGAUGGAGAGCGGCAAGCUGGUUCUGGAGAGACAGAACAAAGAACUGAAGGCCAAGCUAGCAGAGCUCGAAACAGCUGGACGCACCAAGACCAAGGGUGUGAUCACAUCGCUGGAGCUGAAGGUGUCGAACCUGGAGGAGCAGCUGGAGGCGGAGUCCCGCGAGCGGCUGGCGCAGCAGAAGGCGUCGCGCAAGCUCGACAAGAAGAUGAAAGAGCUCGCGCUACAGCUCGACGAAGAGCGCCGCCACGCCGACCAGUACAAAGAGCAGAUCGAGAAGAUGAACACGCGCGUGAAGACGCUGAAGCGGCAGCUGGACGAGGCGGAGGAAGAGGUGCAGCGUGAGAAGGUCGGCAAGCGCAAAGCGCAGCGCGAGCUCGAGGACCUGCUCGAGACACACGAGACGCUGGCGCGCGAGUGCUCCAACCUGCGCAACAAGCUGCGGCGACAGGGUGGCGGCAUCAGUCUCUCCGGCGCGUCGUCAUCUUCUCGCAUCAAACGCACCUCCCUAGCACCGGGCGCAGGCUCCGGCGACGAAUCGUUCGACGACGUCAACGACACCACCAACAGCAUCGAAUAA
Molecule: messenger RNA, 5904 nt
Organism: Parnassius apollo (apollo)
Lineage: Eukaryota; Metazoa; Arthropoda; Insecta; Lepidoptera; Papilionidae
Source: the annotation of a GenBank genome assembly